Diatraea saccharalis (sugarcane borer) is the source of this 912-nucleotide messenger RNA. The record is from the annotation of a GenBank genome assembly. Lineage: Eukaryota; Metazoa; Arthropoda; Insecta; Lepidoptera; Crambidae.
AUGUAUCUUGCCACAAGCCCAAAUGGACAACAAUACAUCUCUACUAGCUCUCUGGACAACUGCAAAACCUAUGCAUCAAAGAAGAUGGUUUGCACCAAUCUCGUCGUCUACGAUUCCAUCACACGUCCCAUCUGCGAACUUCAGAUACUACACAUCAUCUCGACAUCGCUGCCUAAAACCUGCGUAACUACAACGUUCACUGCAUCCAUAAAUACAUUCCAGAACAUCGACAACAAUAAAUGGCUCUACAUCGUUACGAAUGAAACACAAUGUGUCUUACAAUGUUCAAAUGAAGUGUCACAAUACAAAUUACAAGGAGUCGGACUUCUGACCCUACCAAAGAAUUGCAAACUAUUUACUGGAUACAGCACUCUCACCGCAUUUCAGACUUCUGAAGAAAAUGUAACUUACCCGAUUAUAAUGCCCGAUAUAAGAAUGGAGGAUUGUUUCGAAUACACAAGCAACAUUAAAGCUCCAGAUCUAAUCCCCAUCGCGUUUAAUGAAUUACCUCUGGAUUCGUUAAAACAAAUUCGUCAUCAACUGGAUUUACACAAAGAGGAAAUAAAGAAGCUGACAACGAAACCUUUUAUUGAAAAACAUCAUCACACAUUUUUCUUUAUCCAAUUCACGAUUGGCAUGAUUCUUCUUACAUAUUUGAUCUACAAAUGCUGCCAUUACUAUCCUAAUGGAUUGAAUCGAAGACGCUGCUCUUUUACUCGUGAAAACAGUUGUGUUCAGAUAUUUAACAAUUGUUUUGAUAACUUUUCAAGACGCCGUACAACUCAAGUUGCCAUCCCUAUGCGAGAAAUUCAGACGACUUCGUGCAUCUCGGACGACGAAGAAGAAACCAACUCACCUUCAUCGCCUUCUCAAACCCAAAGAUCCGGCAUUAACGCCCGAUCUUUAUUCUAA